Molecule: messenger RNA, 4597 nt
Organism: Myxocyprinus asiaticus (Chinese sucker)
Lineage: Eukaryota; Metazoa; Chordata; Actinopteri; Cypriniformes; Catostomidae
Product: hepatocyte nuclear factor 6-like
Exons: 2
Coding region: 178-1566 (462 amino acids)
Biological process (GO): regulation of transcription by RNA polymerase II
Cellular component (GO): nucleus
Molecular function (GO): DNA-binding transcription factor activity, RNA polymerase II-specific; RNA polymerase II cis-regulatory region sequence-specific DNA binding
Source: RefSeq, a predicted model, not a curated record
UAUAGGGGGGAGGGGGAGGGGGGAAGAAAAAAUUGAAAAAAAAAAAAAAAAAAAGGCAAGAACAAUUACUCGAGGUAAAAUAAAUAAAAAAUAGCUGAACUUUUCUAAUGAGAGCACUUCUCUGGACGCGGCUCCGCUAUAUCAGAUAGAUGAUUUGUCCACACGCCUGCACGUAUCAUGAACGCCCAGCUGUCCAUGGAGAACAUUGGAGAUCUGCACGGAGUGAGCCAUGAUUCGGUUCACAGCGCGGCGGAUCUGAUGACCGGAGACGGCGCUCAUCACAGGAGCCAUCGGAGCAGUCUGUCAGCCCAUGCGCGCUCCAUGGGCAUGGCGUCGAUCCUGGACAGCGGCGACUAUCAUCAUCACCACCGGCCCCCGGAGCACCCCGGGCUCUCCACCCACCUGCACCCGGCCAUGAGCAUGGCAUGCGAGGCUACCCCCGGGAUGAGCAUGAGCAGCACCUACACCACCCUCACCCCGCUGCAGCCCUUGCCCCCCAUUUCCACCGUGUCCGACAAAUUCCCCCAUCACCACCAUCAUCACCAUCACCACCAUCAUCACCCGCACCAAAGGCUCCCGGGCAACGUCAGCGGGAGCUUCACCUUGAUGAGGGACGAUAGGGGUCUGGCCCCGAUGAACAACCUCUACUCGCCCUACCACAAGGACAUGGCCAGCAUGGGGCAGAGCCUGUCGCCCCUUUCGGGGUCCGGACUGAGCGGCAUCCACAACUCCCAGCAGGGGCUGCCGCCCUACGCGCACCCCGGGGCGACUAUGCCCGCCGAGAAGAUGCUCACCCCCAACGGAUUCGAGGCGCACCACCCCGCCAUGCUGGCCCGACAUGGGGAGCAGCACAUGAGCGCGUCAUCGGCGAGCAUGGUGCAGAUCAACGGCAUCCACCAUCACCCUCACGGCCAUCUGAACGCCCAGGGCCACGGGCAGGUGCUGGGCUCCACGCGGGAGCAGAGCCACUCCUCCGCGCCGGGAUCGCAGCUCAACAACAGCAGCAAUUCGGGCCAGAUGGAAGAGGUCAAUACCAAAGAAGUGGCCCAAAGGAUCACCACGGAACUGAAAAGAUACAGCAUCCCCCAGGCCAUCUUCGCGCAGAGGGUGCUGUGCCGCUCGCAGGGGACGCUUUCGGACCUGCUCCGGAACCCUAAGCCCUGGAGCAAGCUUAAGUCCGGCCGGGAGACCUUUCGUAGGAUGUGGAAAUGGUUGCAGGAGCCUGAGUUCCAGAGAAUGUCCGCGCUCAGGCUCGCAGGUGAGAGAACAAUAGCGUGCAAGAGAAAGGAGCAGGAGCACGGUAAAGGUGAGCGGGGGAGCCUCUCCAAGAAACCCCGGCUGGUCUUCACUGAUGUCCAGCGUCGGACUUUACAUGCAAUAUUCAAAGAAAACAAGCGUCCGCCCAAAGAGUUACAAAUCACCAUCUCUCAGCAGCUGGGCCUGGAGCUCACCACUGUCAGCAACUUCUUCAUGAACGCGCGUCGACGGAGCCUCGAUAAGUGGCUGGAUGACGGCAGCUCCAACUCAGCCAACUCCUCCUCCUCCAGCACUUGUACCAAAGCAUGAUGGAGUAACGGCUGCAUAAUGGGAAAAAACUUCGGUGGAAAAGCUUUAAACAAAGAAAACUUAACAAAAGACAAUUUUAGACAGCGAUUUGCCCUUAAAACUUGUACAUUACCGAUAUUUAUAAUAUCCAAAGAAAACACCAAAGACUGCUUUGACCGCCAUUUUGGACUUUGUUCGUUCGUUUAUGUCUGACAUACUACAACAAAGAGCAAUUACACUCCAAUCACUGGUCAUGCGCCCAUCUUAACACACUUGCUUUUUUUUUUUAUAUGAACGGUUGCUUUCAAGGACUUUUUCUCGUCAAUGAUUGAACAUUAUCUCAAACCUGGAGUGAUUGUAAUGAACGCUGAUGUCAGAUUCUGUGACCACUGUCUGAAAACUUGACCCGCGAGUGUAAUGCCUGACGUCACAUGCUCAUCUGUGCGUUUUCAGACACCAAACAUAAUCAGGUGGUGUAGAAUCUAGACAAUGGUUGGCCUCAAUUUCAUCCUCAGGGUAGUGCUUUCUUCCUAAUUGUUGGAAAAGUUACAUAAGAGCCCAAAAAUACAUGUGCACUUGCCAUCUUCACCUCUUAUCAAUCACAGAUGGUAAAACCAAAGACACACAUGUAUUUUGUUAUUUAAAUCAGGCCAAACUAUGUUGAUUCCCUCUCAUCAGGGCCCCUUUGACUGUUUAAAUCAGGUGACUCAGUAAACGUAUAAUCCAAUCUGGUCAUAUAAACAGUAAGUACUUUAGCCAUUCAACUUUAGUCAUCUCCUAAUUGUUCUAAAACAAAUAUGCCUCUGUGAGGACACAGCUCUGCCCGCAACCCAUUCCUGCCUCAGCCCUUUCUUGUGAUUAUUUCAAGGAGAUUUUUGCUAGCUUUAACCUGCCUUUUUUACCUGUACAAUAUUUUAAAUUUUUCAAAGCCAGUGGCUGAAAACCAAAGAUGAAUUUAUACUUACUAGCACCUGUCACCCUUUCGUAUCCAUGUCCAUCAAAAAAAACAAAAAAAAAAAACACAUAUUAUUUGAAUGGGUUUGCCAAAGAUACUAAUGCAUGACAUAACUAAACACUUGGAUUUGUCAUUUAUCACAGCUGUUAGUUAUGUCUUGAGCACAAUUCUAUGAACAUUAAAGGUGCUGUAAGCAGUGUUGGGUGUAAUUUGAUAACAAAGUAAUUCCUUAUGGAAUCUAGUUGCUUUUAGUCAGAAAGUAGUGGAACACAUUACAUUUAAAAAAAUAUUUAAUCAGAUUACAGUUACUGACUUUCAAAGAAGGUAAUUACUUGGGUAACAAUAUUAUUUAUGUAUAAUACAUUUAAAAUAUUAAUUCAUAUGUUCAUAUGUACAUCUGUUUGCAUUAUGUGAGCUGAAGGGUGUACGACAACGAACAAGAAAUAUCGACACUAUUUUGAAGUCAUUGAUUGGAAAAGCAAAAACACUUCUGGGAAAAGUGUUUUAGAAUGUAACAAAAGUAAUUAGUAAUGUGAUUACUUUUAGAUGAAGUAAUCUGUGAAAGUAAUCUGAUUACAUUUUUAGGAAAGUAAGUAGUAAUUUAUAGUGGGUUACCUAGUCAUUUAUUCAACACGUUCAUGGCUGGGUCAAGGGGUGGGGUGGGGGUGCAUUGACGUCCCUCAGAAACUUCUGACAUCUGCCCCCCCCCCCCCCCCCCACCGCUAGGCAACAAGCAAUUUUAGCAGAUUUGCUACCUUCCGCCAAACUUAAUUAGAUGCCGCCAAAUUGGACCGCCUCCUUGGGUUCGACCACGCCCCCUCUCUCCGAAACCCCGCCUUCAAAACACAUGUCAGCAAACCUUGAUGCUUACAGUACCUUAUAAAUGUCACAUUUAGAGGAAGCCGGUUGAAUUUCAGAUUGUUUUGUCUUGGAUUCGGUUUGAAUUGUUUCACAGCAUAUAUUUUCGAUUGCAUAUUACCAAGUUUCUCACCAUGAGCUGCUCAUUUACUUCUCCUUCAAUGUUAAUGGACAGAAAACAGCUUGAAUGACUUGUCACUGUCAGCAUGGUCUCUUAAAAACAUAAGCCAAAGGCCAUCAUAUGAGAAAGUCUAUUUCUUUGCAUAAUGUAUAAUUUUCACUGUAGUGUCCCCAUCUAGGCCCCAAACCCUGUUCGAUAGAAGGGAAGCACAUUCUAUGCAUUUCACAACUAGGAAGAAAGCAUUAUAGAGAAUGUGAUCCUGAAGCAGGAUAAUGCGUUCGUUUCAUAGACACUCACUCAGACUCACAAGAUAUCUGGCCUUGUUGUCUCUUGUGGUGUGGUUUAGCUUUAAAACAUAUAUUUGGUAUUUACGACUAUUACAACAUCGAAGCAUAUAUAAAAGAGCGCUGCUUCCUCGUGUAGAAAAGAAGGAAAAAAAUUUACAAAAACAUGUUAAGACCUGCUGAUAUUUAUAGUGUGAACCAAAGAUGCUACCUCAGUCCGUUUCCAUUCGUGAUUUCUAUCAAAGUAAUGAUACCAAAGAAUACCAAAGAUUUGUUCUCUUUGCACGGCCUAAAUGAAUGAAAUGGUGGAUGAAUAGAUGGCGUGUUUUCCAGCCCCCCAUUCCCUUUCCCUCUCUCCUCCUCUCCUUCGCUCUCUCUAGAACUCAUCUGUGCUCGUAUAACAACGCCCUCGGCAGACAUGUGUUAAAUUCACAGGACGAGUGCCUUGCUUGAACCAAAGUGUUAAACCGCCGUUGACCUCUCAACUCCCACCUUUUAACUCUCUGAAUACCUCAGCCUGUGGAAGGGCCACUGACGAAGAAAACAAGGAGUUUUUCUUCUCUCUCACCGUGGUGCUUUUGCCAGCACGACCAUACAAUGAAAACAGACCAAAGGAAUUUCUCUUGCUUUGACCACUUCUUUUGCUGACAAACCAAAGCUCCACCCCACCAAAUCUGCCACCUCUAGCCCCGCCCUCUCAUCAUAUGUGGGUGUGUCCACCGAUUAGGCCGUGCAUGUCUUUACCGAUAUCUCGGAAUACCUCAUAUUAAUACAUUUUCACAGUUCUGUUGUAUAGAGAGUUUAUGUGAUUAAGGCAGAACUGAACUAGUUUGG